AUGAGUGACUGCUCCAAUGUCGAGCAGCUCGUUAAGGAGCUUGAUGAGCUUGUUGAUCAUUCUAAAUUAAAUGAUGAACUCCAGACCUUGGAAGGUUUCAUCAAUAAGAUGGAGGUAGAACGGGAGGCAGCACUAUCCACCAGCCAUCAACCGGUCCAGGAGGCUCCACCAUCCACCAGCCAUCAACCUGUCAUGUGGCUGAAGAGGGACAGUGAUGGAAAUGUUGUCUAUGACAGACCAAGAUCAGGCCGAAACCAAAUGGCUAGUCACAGCUACAGUCGCAAGACUGGUGCUCGUACUACAAUGUUGGACAGCAGCGUUGAGAGAACCAACUACUGUCCUCCUGACACUGUUGAGUCUUUCCUUGAAGAGCUAAACUACUCACAGGAUGAUGACAUGGAUGAUCAGGAAACAGCACCAGCACCACCACGAGCUUCCUUAGACUGGUCUACUCGAAGGAGUCUCCUCUCAGAGAGGUGGGCGAAAGAGAGACCCCGGCUGGUGAAUACCAUGGUGGCACAACAAAAUGCGGAAACUGGGAUCUGCCAACAGUGUGGCAGCAGUCCAGCUGCUGUCCGUUGUCGUGACUGCCGACCUCACCCACUCUUAUGUGCUGAGUGUGAUGUCAGUUUACACAGAAACCAGGUGUUCCACAACAGGGAUGCAACAAUAGCUGGAUUCUUUCAGCCAUUGCCUCCAACAACCUGUGUCGUGGACAGGGUUCUUUCCCAGUGUGUGUGUAUUUUGCCGUUGGAGAUGCCCGAGAAAAUAUGUACUUGUUCUCCGGGAACGUUGAGUGUCAACCCAGGAAAAGUUGUUGCUGUGGUUACAAUAAAUGGACGAUAUGAUCUCUCUAUGCCUGAGAUGAAAUGCGAGGCAUGCAAAGCCACUUGGAGUGCUGGAGUCGAUGACUUGGUCCGUAAUGACUACUGGCCUGCGACCCUUCACUUCUCCACGGUGUACUCUACCGAUGUGUUGCAUUCAUACGAAGAGUUGAAGAUGGCAGCACCAGGACUUUCCUGUCAAGCCUUUUUGCGAAUGCUUGAUCAACGAACUGUCCGCUUCGGCCGUACUGGGAAGAUCACAGCAGACAGCUUCAGAAAAAGCUUUUUGGAGUGGGAGGCUGUUCGAUUUGAGGUCGACAAGAUAUGCAGGGAGGAGCCUUUUGUCUGUCCUGCAUGCACCCCAGACAUGCUUGCCGUUUCAGUGGACGGAAAUCGCAAGCACUACCGCUUUAAGAAUGCAGCAAGAUCUGAGGAGCAAGCCUUAUUUGAUGGCAUCUUCAUUGCUAAAGAUGAUGAAGUAGAGAGAUUUGUGGAUUACAUUCAUUCUACCACCAACCAUGUCUCUGGAAGAGGUGUCUGUGGAGGGGAGUGGUCAGCAGCCAGAGAAACAUCUCAGAGAUCCAGGAGUAAAAUUGAUGAGGAGGGACUUGAGCUUGCGGUGUGUCGACAUGGAGUUUUUCUCAGCGCUCUCAACAUGUUUAGGGGAGAAAUCUACGCUUAUCCCCUCUACCUGCAGAACAAGCUGGCAAACAAGCCAAUAACCUUUUUUGCCAUGGAUGUUACAUGCAAGUACUGGCCCUACCUCAACAAAGUGGCAAAAAGCUGCCCGGAGCUCCAGCACCUUCUUGACAUGAAGCCAUUCCUGUCAGUGUUUCAUGCUAAAGCCCAUGACUUUAAAUGCGAGGCCACAAAAGGCCUGGAAAGCCGGCUUCAGGACCUGGAGGUCAUGAGAGUCCAACUGGCAGUGACACAGGUUGAAGUUGAGGGCUGGGUCACUGACGUAAAAGAGUGGGCAGAAGCAACAACAUCCCAAAAGAAUGCGGAUCUGGACGCGGUGACUAGUAGAUUGGAGGUGCUGGUGGCCAGCAUUAAAAGAAGGUCCCAGCGCCUUUACAAAGACACCGAUGGCAGCAAAGGUCGGGCCCGGAUGCGGCGCAAAAUCAGAGAGGAGAAGGCCAUUCUUGGCUCUGUUGCUGACAAAUACAACAGCAUGGUUCCAGAUGCAGAGAGAAUCACCUUCGACAGCAUUCUCUCUGAGGAGACAGUUUGGCCGUGGCAACUUUCCCAUGGUGGUAUGUAA
This is a messenger RNA of Gadus chalcogrammus (walleye pollock), 2085 nucleotides long. RefSeq lists its product as uncharacterized. NCBI's taxonomy places the organism in Eukaryota, Metazoa, Chordata, Actinopteri, Gadiformes, Gadidae. The record is from RefSeq and is a predicted model, not a curated record. Bases 1 to 2085 code for a protein of 694 amino acids. The transcript is spliced from 10 exons.